AUGGCGCCGGAUGCUGAAGACUACACAUUCUUGAGUCCUCCUAGCAAGGAGGAACAAGAGCAGGAAUCAGUUUACCGCACACCCUCUCAUUAUGAUCCUCGCCUGACAUUCCAUCUGCCGGCUGGCGCAGGUCGGCACUACCAGCAGCAAUAUGGCGACAUGUACUUUUUGCGACUCGCGAAAUUGAAGCCAGCCGUGGAACAAGUUGCCAUAGAUGCAUGGGAUGGACUCAUUAUUGCCGGAGAGAAAGUGCGACGUGUCGAUCGAGUCCUCGACGUCCGACAAGGCGAGCUGUGCUGGGUCGCCGGCACCGUGUACAUGGACUUGCCAAUGAAGCCCAAUAUUUUGGACGACCUUAGCAAAGAAAACUUUACUUCUGCGCCCCCUCCCCGCCGCACCUACACCGACCCGUCCGAUCCCUCUUCAACACAAAUCAUGAUGGAAGAUGAGUCCGGCCGCUUACGACUCACCGGAAACUACUUGCGAUCUACACAACUGGCGACGGGUGCCAUUGUCGCAGCUCUGGGAACUGAAAAUGCGGACGGAGAUUUUGAGGUUAUUGAUAUUAAACUACCGGAUUUAGCGCCACAACCUCAACGAUGGGAGGGCAAAGCUCCGGAAAACGGAGUAGAACUUGCCGGAAAGGAACACGGCAAGAUCGCCUUCGUCAGUGGUUUGGGAAUCACGGGAACUUCAAGCGACACGCUCACUUUGGAGCUAUUGACGGAUUAUCUUUUGGGGUACACAGGAUUCUCUGGCAACGACGAGAACAGCCCUUCGUCGAGCUCCUCCAAAAUCACCCGCUUGAUCAUCGCAGGUAACUCUCUUGGAGCCAGUGUAGUUGCCGAUGUGGCAUCAACAAACUCUGGCAACACUGCGGCAAAAGCCCAGCCGAAAAAGUAUGGCUAUGACGCCUCCGCAUACAACGCCUCACCUAUCACACAACUCGAUAACUUCCUAGCGGAGAUCUUGCCUAGCAUUCCGGUCACACUCAUGUCGGGCGAGAAAGAUCCAGCGAACUUCUCCCUCCCUCAGCAGGGCAUCCACCGUGCCAUGUUCCCCCAGGCAAGGGCAUAUUCCGCACCGCCUCCUAAAGGGGACGAGAAGCCCGAAGCGGGCUGGUUCGACAGUGUCACAAACCCGUGGGACGCGGACGUGGAGGGAUGGAGACUGUGGGGAUGCAGCGGCCAAAAUGUGGACGAUGUUCUCCGAUAUCUCCCCAUUGAAGGCGGCGAUAGUAGCCCAGACAGCGAGGUGGAUUCCGACGCCCGGAUCCGAAUCAUGGAAGCCAUGCUUCGCUGGCGCUGCGGCGUUCCCACCGCCCCGGAUACUAUUUGGUCGUAUCCAUUCCAAUCCGAAGAUCCAUUUAUCCUUGAGUCCUGUCCUCACAUCUUCUUCGCCGGCAAUCAACCACAAUUCAAAACUGCCACCAUCGAGGGCGACGUUCCUCUCCGCCUAGAUGGUGACACUGAAAUGAUGGAUACGGACGAUAGUGCUGAACCUGCUCGUGUUCGGCUACUCGCUAUUCCCAAAUUUAACGAGACUGGAGAGUUGAUUUUGGUUGAUACCGAGACUCUAGAGGUCGAGAUUGUCCGAUUUGGGAUUUUCAAGGGACAGGAAGAACAAAAAUGA
Penicillium paradoxum is the source of this 1632-nucleotide messenger RNA. Its product is annotated as DNA-directed DNA polymerase delta subunit POL31. Bases 1 to 1632 code for a protein of 543 amino acids. The transcript is spliced from 5 exons. Gene Ontology annotation, molecular function: DNA binding. Gene Ontology annotation, cellular component: delta DNA polymerase complex. Gene Ontology annotation, biological process: DNA replication; DNA strand elongation involved in DNA replication. The record is from RefSeq and is a predicted model, not a curated record. NCBI's taxonomy places the organism in Eukaryota, Fungi, Ascomycota, Eurotiomycetes, Eurotiales, Aspergillaceae.